AUGUCAAAUCUAGGGCCGCUGGCCUCUGACCAUAACCCCUUUGCCGACGAUCACGACGGGUCUGGAGUCGAUCCGAACUCGGAUGCGAAAUCUCGAGACAAGUCACGCCCCAGCGAUUUUAGCCAUGGCCUCUCAAACUCGGACGAGGCCGGGCUGCAGCAGCACCAUUGGGAUCAACAAGACCAGCACCUCGAUGCUCUGACAGCUUCGCUGAAUCGCCAACACGAGAUGAGUCUCCAGAUGAACGAGGAGCUCGAUCUUCAUCAAGAGCUUCUGGAAGAAUUUGACGGCGAUGCGAAUCGUACAGGGCUGCGACUGGGAGGAGCCACUUCCCAGAUGGAUCGUCUUCGAAACAGCCUCAAGGAUCACGAUCCCAUUUGGAGAUCUCUGUUGAAGAGCAACGGUACAUCGGCAACAUCUUUAACGCAAAUCAUGCUACUGUUGGAGAGUCUGCUCGAUGCGUCAAGAGGAAUCGUACGCAAUUCGCUCGUGGGUGACGAUCGGACACGACUACCAUUCGGCCCGACCGAGAAGCACUGCAUCAAACUCGUCGCACGAGCGUCGCCGGACCUCCUUGUUCGCAACAGGGUCCAACGUCGAAAUAGGAAUUCCAAGCACACGACUAGCGUAUUUCGUCAUUGA
Pseudozyma hubeiensis SY62 is the source of this 642-nucleotide messenger RNA. RefSeq lists its product as hypothetical. Bases 1 to 642 code for a protein of 213 amino acids. The transcript is spliced from 2 exons. Lineage: Eukaryota; Fungi; Basidiomycota; Ustilaginomycetes; Ustilaginales; Ustilaginaceae. The record is from RefSeq and is a predicted model, not a curated record.